Molecule: messenger RNA, 1479 nt
Organism: Rhinichthys klamathensis goyatoka
Lineage: Eukaryota; Metazoa; Chordata; Actinopteri; Cypriniformes; Leuciscidae
Gene: pnocb
Product: prepronociceptin b
Exons: 4
Coding region: 404-1105 (233 amino acids)
Biological process (GO): chemical synaptic transmission; neuropeptide signaling pathway; sensory perception
Cellular component (GO): axon terminus; dendrite; neuronal cell body
Molecular function (GO): opioid receptor binding
Source: RefSeq, a predicted model, not a curated record
UUACUCUUUUAAACAUUGCUUUAAUUUUUGUCUUCUUAUUCUUGCGUGCACAAUCCUGUCUUUCCUUUUGGAGUGGAUGUGAAGUGUCAGCGUCCACCGAGACUUCCCUUUGCCUCUGGGAGAUUUUGUUUUUCUCCUGUUGUGCGUAAUACCCUCCAUGGUGUAGCCCCAUCCACCGACACUGGGGGGGCUGAACCAGUGGAAGGGGUGUGUCGUUAUAAGAGGGGAGAGAAAGGGAGCAGGCAAGCAGUUGAACAAACCAAGAAGCUGAAGAUUGGACAUAACCACCACACCUCAAGACUGAAAGUGAGAAAGAGACUGACAACAACCCCUUAUCGCAGACGGCAGAGCUCCCAGUGGCUAUUACUUUUGUUUAAUCCGGUGUGUGUUCCGUGAAGAAGUCAUGAAGACCCCUUUAUGGACCCUGCUGCUCUUAUGCUUGUGCUCCGCGGGUCACAGCGACUGCCAAGGGGACUGUUUAACCUGUGGACUCAUCCUACCUGAACAUCAAGCUUUUAAUACAUUGGUAUGUAUCCUGGAAUGUGAGGCACGGGCUUCUCCUGCAUUGACCUGGGAUUUGUGUUACCAAGCAGCGGGUCUGAACCAGCUUCCACUACCGUUACAGCAGGAGGAAACAUCAAAGCGCUCUGAUGAUGAAGGGGAGCCUCUGGCCACAGUGAGCAUAGAGAAUGACAAUGGUGUCGAGUAUACUGAGGCUUUGGAGCGGUUUCGACACGCCGCGCAAGCACUCCGCAGCCAAAAGCCUUCAGAGGAGGAGAAACUCGGAAUUUCAUAUGACCCAGACCUUGACCCGGGGACAGAGGAGGACCAGGAUGGUGUAGGAGAGGAGAAGAGCGGUGAGACAGCCGUGAGCGUAUCCAAGCGGUUUGGAGGUUUUAUGAAAGGUCGUCACGGUUUCCGGAAAUUGGUGAGCUCCGGAAGGCCUUUGCAGAAACGCUACGGUGGCUUCAUAGGGAUAAGGAAAUCUGCCCGCAAGUGGAACAACCAGAAGCGCGUGAGUCAGCUACUGAGGCAGUACCUGAGCUUGACGGGCCGCUCGGGGCGUAACCUCUCCACCAGAAUCCGAAGACAGAAUGAAGUUUAGAUGGCCUUUAUAGUACAGGCCCUGGUCUUUUCACUUACCUCAACUCAACUGCUCAUCAGCCAUCAGUAACUGUGAACAUCUGUCAUGCACCACAGCCAGGCCAGAACUAGAUAAAUCUGUGUUUAAUCAAACAAGAGGAAUAUUUUGUUUAGCGUUGGUUUUUAUCAUUAACAUUUCCAUGGUGCCGUUCCAGACAUCAAAUACAUCUCAAUCAAGUCGUUAGGACAAAUGUUGCUGAUGAGAACUGAUUGUUUAUUUCAGAAUCAAAACUCCUAGAAUUAACCUUGAAGCAUUGUGAAAAAAUAAAAUAAAAGGCAAAGCAGUGAAACUUGAGCACGUGAAUCAGUUACAAAUGAGAGCUGUGGGUUGUAGUG